Molecule: messenger RNA, 523 nt
Organism: Priapulus caudatus
Lineage: Eukaryota; Metazoa; Priapulida; Priapulimorpha; Priapulimorphida; Priapulidae
Product: cytochrome P450 3A7-like
Exons: 5
Coding region: 180-509 (109 amino acids)
Molecular function (GO): steroid hydroxylase activity; oxidoreductase activity, acting on paired donors, with incorporation or reduction of molecular oxygen; iron ion binding
Source: RefSeq, a predicted model, not a curated record
GGGUUUAUGAUGGAAGGCAUCCCACGCUCCUUCUUGCUGAUCCGGACUUAAUCAAGCAGGUGUUUGUGAAGGACGCUCUCGUAGCAUUUGUUAACAGAAGGGGUUUCGGGGACGACCUGAGUAGCGACGACAUUCUUACGGAAGGUUUAGGAAACCUGACAAACGAGAAGUGGAAGGAUAUGAGAAGCAUCCUCACACCAACAUUCACGACCGGCAAGCUAAAACAGAUGACUCACCUCAUAAACGAGUGUGCCAAUACAUUGAAGACUAACCUUGGAAAACUGGCCGAUGAAAGGAAACCAUUUGAGACGAAAAGCAUUUGGGGCGGCUUCACGCUGGACGUGAUCAGCAGCACGAUGUUUGGCCUGCAGGCGGACUCACAGCAGCCGGGCAAAGAGUCGCCCUUCGUUAAACACGCCAAGAACGCCUUCGACUUCAAUCCGUUUAACAUAGCCAUCAGCGUUAUAUUUUUUUUCCCGAUACUUACUCCACUUCUAAAGCCUGUUUAAAAAUACAAUUCCUU